AUGUCCAUAGCAGGCCUCAUGGACCCAGAAAUUAAUCACAACAAGUCCUUCCACCGCAGGAACGAUUCUGGUGAGCUUGAUGUUUUUGAAGCAGCAAGGUACUUCUCGGGAUACAGUGAAGUUAUCGGCUACACUGGCUCCACCUUCGCUCAGAAGAUCAUGAGAGAAGAAAGGCACCAUGCACACAGAGCCAGAAUCAGCUUAGACAUGCCAAUGAGAAGCUUGCUCCCCCAGCAAUUCCAUGGCAUGGAAAAACAAAUCAUGAAGGAGAAGAAACACAAGCAGCCUAGCUCUCCUGGUGGAAGGCUCGCAAGCUUCUUGAACUCUCUCUUCAGCCAAUCAGCAUCGAAGAAGAAGAAGUCAAAAUCCAGCUCUCAGUCCAUGAAGGAUGAGGAUGAAAGCCCUGGAGGAAGGAGAAGGAGGAGGAGCAGCAUUAGCCAUUUUAGAAGCUCCAGCACUGCAGAUUCAAAAUCCUUGUACUCUUCCUUAAGUUCAGGGUUUAGAACUCCUCCUUAUGUACAAACACCAACAAAGAGCUGCAAGGAAUUCAGAACCUUCUCAGACCACAAGCAUGCACAGUCCUUGUCAGCAAAGUAUAAUAAUGGACAUGCAAGAUCAACCACCACUUUGCAAAAUGAGUUGUUGUGGGAUGGGAAGAAAAAAAGGGAACCAUCAACUUUGACGGAUGAUAACAACCACAACCACAAUCACAAGUACAGCAAUGGAUUAUCAUCAUCAGAUAAACAAAGGAACAAGGGUAGUCACGAGUCAUUUGAGAAAGAUAGGAUGCUGCUGGACAAGUACUCAGCAGAGGAGAAGGAAAUCACUCAAAUCAGGAAGUUCAAUGAGGUUGAUGAUGGUGCAGAAAGUGAUUCAAGCUCUGAUCUGUUUGAACUGCAAAACUAUGACUUGGGAUACUAUUCAAGUGGUCUACCUGUCUAUGAAACUACCAACAUGGAUAGCAUCAAGAGAGGAGUACCAAUUUCCAAUGGUCCUCUGUGA
This is a messenger RNA of Sphenostylis stenocarpa, 1002 nucleotides long. NCBI's taxonomy places the organism in Eukaryota, Viridiplantae, Streptophyta, Magnoliopsida, Fabales, Fabaceae. The record is from the annotation of a GenBank genome assembly.